Messenger RNA from Thunnus maccoyii (southern bluefin tuna), 8312 nucleotides. RefSeq names its product zinc finger protein PLAGL2-like. Gene Ontology annotation, cellular component: nucleus. Bases 729 to 2024 code for a protein of 431 amino acids. The transcript is spliced from 2 exons. The record is from RefSeq and is a predicted model, not a curated record. Gene Ontology annotation, molecular function: DNA-binding transcription factor activity, RNA polymerase II-specific; RNA polymerase II transcription regulatory region sequence-specific DNA binding. Gene Ontology annotation, biological process: regulation of transcription by RNA polymerase II. Lineage: Eukaryota; Metazoa; Chordata; Actinopteri; Scombriformes; Scombridae.
UUCGCUGUAAUACCGCGAAUGGCCACUGGGAAAAUUGGCUGCAAGGCUGAGCGGCGGAGCCCUAUCCAGCUCUUGUAAUACAUCCAUGGGAGCCACCAGCUUGUUCCUUCUGAAGUUCCUCUGAGCCUGGGGUGUGACGUCAUUCUCCCAUAAUGCAUGGCUUCCAGCGCGGCGCCCAGCAGUCCAGGCCCGGACUGUCAUAAACAUCUUUAAAACUUGUCCCAAAAUGUCGAGAUGGAGACAGAAUGGAGGCGGGACGGAGAACUGGACAGAGGCACAGUCGGUGGAUAAAGAUGUUCCUGCCUCUCUGAUUCAGCUGCUGUGACUGUGGCACUCAGGGCUGCUGAAUACUAAAAUAGACUGCAGGCUAACACAACAGCUCUUCUCAGGAAACACACAGACCCAGUGAGAGCUUCGAAAGCUCCUCAUCACUGCAGCCCUUUUGGGGUUGCUAUGGCAGCUGCUGUCACAGGAACCAACUGCUGGACACAGGCAUGCCCGAGUGAGGCAGGACAGACCACUAGUCAUUGCCGCAAGAGACAGUCAAACAGUCAACAAACAGCAUUUAGCAUUAACUCUAGCACUCUAAGUUAACUAGACAGCCAGAGAUCAGUACGCUGAUGGUCAGCUCUCUGGAGAAUCCUCAUGAGUCUUGUCUGUGUCUGCUCAGGCUCUUGGCCAGAGUCCCUGUGCAGCAGCAAAGCCAGCACUGUUCCUUCUGUUAGACCAUGUACCACCAGCAGGACCAUCUGAAGAGCCAGCUGCAGGAGAGCCACCCAGCUAACAGGCAGCUCUUUCACUGCCAGGAGUGUGGGAAGCAGUACAACACCCAGCUGGGUUAUAGACGCCACCUGGUGGCAGCCCACAGCGCUGCAGCAGGCCUGCCCUGCACAGAGGGGGCCCCAUCCCUGCUGGAGCACCUGGGUGGCCAUAUUGACAGGCCUCCACCAUCAGAGGGCAACACUAACGCUGCUCUGCCCGUGAGAGAAAGGAAGUACUCAUGUGAGCGAUGUGACCGCCGUUUUUACACCCGUAAGGAUGUACGGCGCCACGCCGUGGUGCACACUGGGCGCCGUGACUUCCUGUGCCCCCGCUGUGCACAACGCUUUGGCCGCAGAGACCACCUGACCCGUCACUUAAAGAAGAGUCACGCCCAGGAGUCAGGGUUGAUGCCACCUGGUACACCCAGCACUCCCGUGGCUACACUCACCCCCCCCACCCAGUGCCCAGCGAAGGAGGAGCCUAACCCUGUGACCUCUGACAUGGGCUCUGUCACCAAGGAGGCCAUGGAGACUUUCUCCAGGGACAUGUACAACUCAUACCCAAUGGCCAAUCCUGUCCCCGGGAUGGGUCAUCCUCAUGGCCUCAUGCAGGGCUCCUUGUCCUCGAGCAUGAAUGUCGGUCACCACAUGCCCCCCCCAUCCUCUCACCUACACCACCAUCACCUGCAGCCACCAGCAGCCCAGCAGCAGCAGUCCUACAGCAACAUGUCCAGGUACCAGCACGGAUCUACCUCAUAUCCUCGCGCCGACGUGGACAGUUUCCUGCUGGACCUGCAGAGCGCCCCCCCACCUCAUCUGAGUGCAGUCAACUCUUCUACCUCUAAUUCUGCCUCCCCUCAGAGGGAGGUGCUGGGUGAAGGGGUGGGUGCCAGCAGCGACCCCCACCUGCUGUCUAGGAGCCCCACUAUCCCCUCAACCGAGCUGUCCUGCACCACUAACAUGGACCUUGGGCCUCUGCUGGGCUUCUUGCCUUUCAGCCUGCCGGCCUACAGCCCUCACAUGGGGAUGGGAGGGUUAGUGAUGAGCUAUCCACCUACCACCACCUCCACCCCCUCUCCAUCCUCUUCAACUGGGCUGUCCUCUCAGGCUCCAGGGCCUUUCACCUUCUUCCAGCCCCCCCAGGCUCAUGUACCCCAGGGCCCUGGAGCCCAUAACCACAGCCAGCUACCUCAGGCAUACAGCAGUCCUGCUAUGAGCACUUCCAGCUCCCUACCUCACUACUACCAGGCCUUUCAGCAGUAAGCAGCUCUGUCCCCUCAAAAUUUGUUGCCUUCACACGUGCUCAUGGAUUUUUCAUGAAAAGGGUCAAAUAUGUGAAUGGCAUCUUUUUAUUACAAAACUUUUUUUUUUGUUGAACACAACAAGUCACCUCAUCAGUAUUACCUCAUAAUUUAAAAAGGAAGCUUGAACAUUGGAGGAAAUGUAGUUGAUCUCACUACAACCAAAAUGGAGUAGCCUAUUAUUUCUUUACCUGUUAACAACCAUGGAUGCACUUAACACACUCGUCACAGGUGCAGCACAAUGCUAACGUCUUCCAGUUUUCAGUCAUUAAGAAAAAUUAUGGAAAAUACAGUGUUGGGAAAAAAAAUUGUAUACAGUGAUGUAUCCUGUGUAAGACAGUGUCACCAUCCUUACUGAGGAUGACCUUUAUAUUUUGAGAGUAUCAGAGCAUUAACAGUCUUACAGAUUGAGAACGGUUGGUUCAAGAUUUACACAUUAUUGAGUGCAUGGGGAAAAAGAUAGACAAUGCAAACUCAGCAGCAGUCUGUAUUCUGCUGGUUAAAUCACUAAAACAUGCAGUAACCCAUCCAGUCACCCCGCAUUACACUAAUUGAUGUGUCCAAGUGCAUCAGAAGACUUAAAUCUAAAAUAACCAAAUGUUACCAUCAACCACUAUUGCAAGUGGUGUUCAUUUCUAUUGAAUUCAGAAUUAGGCCUCAUAAAAAAAUCAGUCUAUUUUAAGUGUAAGUUCAGUAAGACUGCACUUACUAAAGUUUAGGAAGAGUAUUGUAAACCCAUACGUGUCAUUCAUGAUUAGUUAAGUGAACAACCUGUCAAUCGAAAAUGGUACACUGUUGAGGGGCUUGAACUUAAGAGCCUGAAAUUCUGAUGUAACAGACCAGCUUCUCAAGUAAGAACUCUAAAUUGGAAGCACUGCAAAUUUUUAAGACGAAUGAUGUUAUGAUAGGUCACAUCAGCAUUGUGACACAAACUCAAUGCUACACAGCUGCUUUCCCCCAUUUUGUUGCUGUAAUGUAGCGUCACUAGAUUAAAAUGCACUUAAGUUCCAUUUUCAGCAUCGCAGGCCUUAAAAGAAUCAAGUCAUGCCAAAUCAAACCAAACCAUGCUGCUCCACUGCUGUCUAUGGGUAUCUUUUUAAACCUGUUUUUAAGUGUUCUGUGGGCCAGAAUGUUUGACACAAUAGGCACUGUUAAGACACAGAAGUGUUGCUUAGAAUACAUUUUCUUGAACUCCAUAUACUGUAUUAUUGAAGAUUUUGAGGCAGCACAGAUCGCCUGUCAGAUCCAACUGGCAACCAAUGGAUGAACCAAUCUGAUAUUCCUGCCUACUUUUUAAUCACUGCCAGUCAACUACUCAUCUGUGGCUCCCCUCCUGCGAUGCUCCGAGCAUCCUCAGUCCAUCAUGCGUCUCUGUCUGGGCAGACCUUCAGAGAGCAGUGCAGUUGUUCUUUGUUGUAGAACUACUUCAAUCUUAAUCUGCUGUAUUAAAAGGUCAAACUGAGAACUUUGAAAUGUAAAGUUGCUGUCACAGCUAACCAGGUCACUGAUCUCAGGGUUGCUGCCUGUCCCUUGAAAUAGAUAAAAACACCUAUUUAAAAAAGAAAAGCCAUCCCACAGAACCCAGACAUGAAGUCACUCAGGUGUUCAUAGUUUGUUUUGGGAAUUAUGUUGACUAUGAAUUCACCUGGUAGUAAGCAUUCUCUCUAGUGAUUUUUAAGUUGUCACAAUUGUCAGGUUAGUGUUAAGUACCAAAAACAUAAUUCAUUUUAAACAUCCCCCCAGAUCCCCCCCAGUUAAGAUAUGAGUACCACCAACUAAUCAUUGAUUACAUUUCUGAGAUAUCACUGCUGAUGAUGGUUUAAAGGUCCACAUGAUGAAUUAAUGACAUGGAUGGUAUAAAGAGCCUCACAGCCGUGCAUAAUGCCAGCUAUUCUGGCUGUUGGAGAACCUUGCCAGUGCAACACAAUCUGUGAAACUGCACUUCUUUCCCGUUUGUUUCAUUGACAGCUGUACAGACUGGUGGGCAGGUGGUUAAUUGAUAUGAAAACGGCUGGUUCAGGGUGUGUCUUCAUCCAUUUAUGGUCAAUUGUGGGAGUGGAAAUGAGCCUCGUGCAUGUGCGCCCAGUUCCCCAAUGACUGAGAUUUAUAAAGCAUAACCAUGUGUACGCACGGCUUUAUAAACCUUACAAAAAGAAUGCGUAUGUCUACUGGCUUCGUACACACAGUUUAGUCAUGAAUCUACACAGAGUUUUAUGCAUCUGGCCCCUGAUGUCUCCUACUUCACUGUAAAGUCCAUUCUCAGUCUAUGUGCACUGGAGACUUCAAGUUUCUAAAUCAAACUUGUGUAAAUUGCAUACUGGACCAUGAUUGGCUCCAAACUAGUUGUGAUGUCAGAGAUCAUGCUCAUAGGUACACAUUUUAAACUGAGACUUAGGGUAAGCUCAGAGAAACUUUCCUCUUUCAGCAGAUGAAUGUGAACAUAAUGCACAUUCAUCAUUCUGCACAGUGAAGAGAACACCACCACAAUGAAGGAACAAGAAAAAAAGUAUUUUCGAGUAGCAGGGACUUCAACAGUGAAAUGUGUCUUCCAUUAGUCAACGCAAACCCUGUAAAAUAAGAUGUUGCAAGACUACUUCCUCACUCACUGCUGGACUGCUGCUCAGCAGCAUGUGCUCAGUGCUGUUAUCAGUGUCCAUAAGAUACAUGGCAGCAUUACUAAUCUUUAUUAUCUUCAGGCCACCAAUGGCAGAUUUGACAUAGUUUGCAUUGAUUUUAAUAGAACACCUCUCUGUUAAGACCCUUUUUACAUAUGCAGUUUAUCCCUGAAAUGUUCAGGAACAUUUCCUGCAUGGGGUGAUGAGAGCAGGGAUCAAUAUUUAGGGAAAUCUGCCAAUUUCCGUCAAUUUCCCACCUCAAGACCUAGUAACAUUUCAGGGUAAAUGCUAGUACAUCUGUGUUGUGAAUAAAAGUAACAUUGCAGGGACAAGCAUGUAAAGGCUUACAUCUGUCUGAUGAAAGACGCUUUCACGUAGAGUGAGCAAACCAAUCACAAGACUCUGCUGAUGAGGCAUUUGAAUCCCCGACUUGUUUACGUUUGCCUUGCCAGUGUUUUUAUAUCCGGCCUUGCCCCAUCUUCUUCUGUUGAGUUUUAUGGCCGUUGGCACCCAUAAGUUGCAUUACUGCCAUCUGCUGGACUGUCUCUUGCACCAUCUAUUCCAGCAUUGCCAUGUCAUGUGUGAAUAGUGAAAAUCACAAGCAGUGCCUGAAAGGUUAUCCCAGUAAUUUACUGGGAACUAUGUGUGAAAGAAGCUGUAGAAUAACUCAUGUUAUUUGUUACCUUACACCUGCUUGAGCUUUUUAUGCUCUCAAAGUCACUAAGAAAAUUCCCUUGCACCCUCUGAGGUUCUUCAUCAUUCUUCCUAGAACAAAUUUAGCCACCGAGUGACUGAAUGUCCAUGUUCCAUGAGAUGGCAAUCCACAACUGUGACACAUAGUAUGAUAGCUCUGAAUCAGGGCUAGAGAAAUAUGUGAAAUGUUAAAGGGUUGUGGCAUGUAAAGCUAGGAUUUGACAGUCCCUGUAGCAGCUUGAAUGUUUCCACUGCUCACAGAAAAUGUGGGUGGAAAGUUCACCACUAACCUCAGCCUGUGGGAAACAAAAUGUUAUUGUCAUUUUCAAAUCAAACUUCACCUGUAUACUCAUGCCUCAUGACAUAGGGAGGACCAUAAAAGUGCUUUGCAAUAUCUGUCUACAUUUGUGUGUGAAGCAGUCAUUCAGCUGUCUCCAUCUCCGAAUUUCCCUAAGUAGAAGGUGGCAGCCCUAACUACAUGAGGGGACCUGAGGCACUUUGGAACACAAUUUUAAUUUAGGCAAUAGGAAGUCUCAGAGCCUGUUUUUUUUAUUUUCAAUCUGGACAACUGAAGUAAGUUUUGAGAAGAAGUUUUGAUGUAGUGCAGUAUCAGUUCUAGCAUUUUCUCCCAGAGCACUUGUACCUAUUUCCUACUUUUAUUAAUGUCACUGUUAGUAUUGACAGCCCUCUCUCCAAGGCUGUGAAGUUGGAGCUCAAGAGUUUCUAAUGCAAUGGGGAAUGAAAGGUGAACCCCUCUCCCCCCCCCCCCCACCUCCCUCCUUCUCUUGUCACGGCCCCCUCUUCACUUCCAAGGCCUGGUAAAGCAGUGGACAAGCAAUUGGAUUUUGCAGGUUCCCUUUUAACAGUCACACUGCAGCAUGGCAAGAAUAAUGGAUCCUAACUGGCAGCCUUCCAAUAGUGGACGCCCCACUCAUGAAGUCGGACAGUUGCAGUGGAGACGGAGGAGCCCUCCGGAUGGAUGUUGCAAGUGAUUGAUGUGAUUUUGGAAAGAAGAUAUGUAGAGACAAUGCUCUCUCUUCUGCCUUAAUUCCACUGACUGUGUUGAAGGACUCAUUAGCAUUGUCACAAGCUUCCAAGUGUUGCACCAAUGUCUUAAAAUGCUACUGUUGUGCCUCCCUGAGUGUCUAAUCUCCUGACUGGAUUUAAGCACUUAUGACAUUUCUAAAAAAAAAAGGAUGAAUUAGAUCUGUACCUCAAACAUGCAGAACCGUGGGUUUCUGUUUUUAUUUGUAUUUGCUUUUAGAUAUUUUGGCUCUUACUUGUGCCAUUAGAUUGAAACUAUAAAGGUAGAUUUUAUGAAUCUAAAGUCUUUAUCUAGCGGCAGACAUUGACAUUAUAAUUCAAACUUUCUACCUCUACCUUGCCAUAUAUCUUUCUGCAGAAUCAUUAGAAAAUGUUUUAACCUGUAACAGUUAGGCAGUUUUACCACUGUUGAAGAUGAGGGUGUGUUUAAAAAUUCAACUUUGAAGGACUGGGUACACACUCAAGUCCUGGUGGUGUAUUCCAGAGUCAAGCAUUGUUCUCUAUACUUGCCUUUAAUGAUAUUUCUACUUAUUUACUACCUCAGAGAAGAGACAGGAGACUGUCUAUCUAACUGCAGAGAAAAUGUCUGUAGAGUUUUAUUUUUGUCAGAGCAAGCACAUGUACUUUGUAGCUCCAUAGUUUUUUACUGAGGUUAGCUCACAGCAGAAUGAUGUCUAACACAAGCACCACAUUGCCUGUCAGUUCACACUGCAUUUGUUCUGUUCUAAUGUUGUCUGUGCCUCUUCAUUCUGGAAUGUGUACUCUGUUUAUGAAUUAAUGUACAGACAAUACUUGCAGUUCACCUAAAAGCAACACUUACUUUUCCAAAUUGGUGUUCCUGCCCAUUGAUGCAAAUGUGUCAAGAAAAAAAGCCAAACAUCUGCUGGUUUCAGCUCCUCCAGUGUGAAGUUGCACUACUUUUCUGCUACAAAUCUAUUACACAUCAUGGUAAAUUGAAUAUUUUUUGUUACCCUUGAAGCAGACAGAUAAGGUAUUUGAAGACCUUAGAGAGGGCUCUGGAAAUGAUGAUAUUCGUCAUUCUUUUCUGACGUUUUAUAGACUGAUCUUAUGGAGUACUUGCAAAAAUACUAGCAUUUGGAUUGUGGUAAUUUGAUCAGUUACAAAUUUGGGAAUAUUCACCACUUAAGCAAAAUAUCUCAAAUGAUAAGGGUCCUCAAGGUGGGAUCUGCGUUAUGAGAAGACCUCAUAAUUUCCUUCCCAGGAAAAUGGCAACAUUGGUCUUUUGUAAUUUUAUCUGUUAACCAAAUCAGAGAAGUAGAUGUAAUGUUAGUGGAAGUCACUGAGAUGCUGAGAGAAUUGUCAUAUAGUUUUGGAAGGCAGUGACAGUUAUUUUGUCAUUUAGUUUUGAGUUGUUAAUUAGCUGUCUUGCCAAAUUUACUAGUGUAUAUUCCUAAAUACACUGUGUCUAACACAAUUGCUACAAACACAUGGAGGGCCCCUCAUAAGGUCAAUGCUUUUAAGGUACCCACAACUCCAGGACCUCAAGUCAUAUAUGACCUUAUUAGACUGUUUUAUGUCAACUGGUGCUGCAUAGCUAAGGACAUGUUUAAAGACGUGACAGUCUGUCUGUACAUCAACACAAGUUUACACAUUCCAGGCUGAACUGACGUAGUGAAGAGGUGCAGGGCAGAGCACACAGGGGAAACCAGACUUCAUUUCACUGAAUGAUUGUUCAGUACUGUCAUGUUGCCUGCAUUGAGGUUGGCUCAGAGAACCACUACAAUGCAGGCUUCAUCACCAUUAACUUAGAUACAUUUUGCAUUAGGUGUUUGUAUCAUUACUUAAUAGACUAGAAAACAGUGAGAAGAAAAGGAGUUGUAAUUUUCUUAUUGUUUGAACGUAAAGUAAUACAAAGUAAAUAAAUCUUUAGAUUUCCA